This is a messenger RNA of Pieris macdunnoughi, 1686 nucleotides long. Lineage: Eukaryota; Metazoa; Arthropoda; Insecta; Lepidoptera; Pieridae. The record is from the annotation of a GenBank genome assembly.
AUGUAUGGACGUCUCUUGUUUGGAGAAUCCUUUUAUGAACAUGCGUGCUCAGUUAUGCACGAAAAGGAUGUCUUGGAUUUGGAGAUGAGUGGGAACAGUUGGUUCAAAUGCUUAAGAAGAUCGUGGGCGGAUUUGUUUCUGCUCUCAUAUAAAGAUGAAAGAGCACAGGCUUAUUACACGAGCAGACACGCAUUGAGAAUGGAGAGGGCAAAGCAAUUUUAUAUUUAUAGAAAGUGUAUACAUCCGUUGAGUAAGUUUAGGCAAUUUUGGGAUUACGCUAUUGUGCCGAUUGUGAUAUUAAAUAUGAUUAUAUUUUACCACAGCACAUCGCUUACGUACGGUGAGGCUGAGUGGCAAUUUUACAUGGUCAACGUAUUUCUAGAAUGCCUUCUUUUUCUGGAUAUCUACUAUAGUUUGAGGACUGGCUACGUCCAUACGGAUUCAAAACGAAUAAUUCUGAAUAGUAAAAAAAUAUUGUUACACUACGCUUCGACCAAGUUGUUCUUUCAUGUUUUGGCCUCCUUUCCUAUACAAACAAUCAUGUUCAUGAGAUAUGGUAGAAGUAUUAACUGUGCUAUCUGUAAGGCAAAUAAAUUCAUUAUUGCGUUGCAAUUUAUUGGCAUAUUUCGUAUGUAUCGAUUAAUCGAUGCCACAAGCCAAUGGAGUACAUAUAGAAGGUCUGUACAAGUGACGUGCUCGCUUAAGUUUCUUCGUAUCGCUAUUCUUUGUUUUAUCUCUAUGCAUAUUUUGAUGCGAAUAGCUGAUAUAAUAUCUGUUCUUAAUAUUCUUUCAAGGGGCAGUUUAAGCUCUCAUUCUUUUUAUGCCUCAGUAUUGAGUAUACGAUAUGGUAGAGAUCCACCGCCGACACACGUGUUCUACUGUUUAGACUUUGCAAGAAUCUGCAAGUCAUUUCGACUGUUUAGCUUUAGCCUCACUCCUCAUGCUUAUUUUCCGGAUAAGAUGACGUCAUUGCUCGCGUAUUUGGUUGCCAUGAUGUUUUAUAUGUGGAGUCUGGUGGAGUGCUAUUUUUUAUUAAGCUACCUGAAGUAUCCCGAAGACCAAAUGUACACUUGUGUAGACAGAACUUUGACUUUAUCGCGGUGGAGAAGGUUGCCUGACAGUUUUAGUAAGAAGUUAUUGACGUAUUACAAGUUUAAUAUGACAAAGCUAACUGUAACGGAGAGACAGAAUGGGAUUUAUAGAAGUCUUCCAAAAAGUUUAAAGAAUGAAAUUGCUAUAUCCUGCAGUAUUCGCUUGUUUAUGAGAAUACAAUAUUUUGCUGAAUGGCCGUCUGAGUUGAUCGAACAAUUAGUAAUGUGUCUUAAAGAGGAAAUAUAUUUGACAGGAGAUGUCGUUGCAGAAUCUUCCAUACCAAGUGACGGUCUUAUGAUAAUAGUUGUGGGUGUGUUAGCAAUUUAUUCGACACGAGAUGAAGAGGUUGGCCAUUUGGUAGAUGGUGAUUACUUCUGCGAAUUAUGCCUAGUCACGGAUGGGGAAAUACGUAUGUCCUCGGUGAUCGCAUUAACACCGUGCAAGAUAUUGUUUCUGGAGAAAAUAACAUUCAGAAAAUUGCUGAGAUCAUACCCAGAGCUAUUCUAUCAAUUGAAGGAUUUAUUAACGGAAAAAUACACAUCGCAGCGUCGAGCCUCUAUUAACCCACUUCCAGUAAAAUCAAUGAAUAUUUAG